ACCACUGUUUAUCAGCUGGCACAUGGCGCAGUCAAUCAUGACGCCGCACGCCGCUUGAGAGUGCUUAACGUGAUGACGUCAGUUGUGUUUUGACGUUCAGAGUCGCUGUAGCGUCAACUGGAGUCAGACAGAGCCAGGACAAGGACAGACUAAUCUCCAUCAUGGCAUUGAGAACUGCUGCAUGCCGUCUCAUGGUCAAUCCUCAGAGAUGUGCCAUGAUAUCAGUCUCCAGAGCGCAGGGAACUGCAGCGCCUGCCAGAAGGGAUGCAGAGAAGACCGAGCAGAAGGCCAAAGCACCUAAAGUCCAGUUCGACUGGCGGGACGCCCUGAACCUGGAGGGCCUGCUGACAGAGGAGGAGAUCAUGAUCAGAGACUCCUUCAAAACCUACUGCCAAGAGAAACUCAUGCCUCGCAUCAUCAUGGCAAACAGAAAUGAAGUGUUCCACAGAGAAAUUGUGUCAGAGAUGGGGGAGCUGGGUGUCCUGGGCCCAACCAUUAAAGGUUACGGCUGUGCUGGGACAAGUUACGUGGCAUAUGGUUUGAUUGCCAGAGAAGUAGAAAGAGUGGACAGCGGCUAUCGCUCGGUCAUGAGUGUGCAGUCAUCACUGGUCAUGCAUCCCAUUAACGCGUACGGCACAAAGGAGCAGAAAGAGAAGUACCUCCCCAAACUGGCUCGUGGAGAGAUCCUGGGCUGCUUCGGCUUGACGGAGCCAAACCACGGCAGCGACCCCAGCGGCAUGGAAACCAGAGCCAAAUACAACCCAUCCAGCCGCACCUACACUCUCACUGGCUCAAAGACCUGGAUCACCAACUCGCCAGAGGCAGACAUCGCUGUAGUCUGGGCCAAAUGUGAGGACGGGAAGAUCCGCGGCUUCAUCUUGGAGCGCGGCAUGAAGGGCCUCUCUACGCCAAAGAUCGAGGGAAAGUUCUCCCUGAGAGCGUCUGCUACCGGUAUGAUCCUCAUGGACGAGGUGGAGGUUCCUGAGGAGAACCUGCUGCCUAAUGUCUCGGGCCUGGCGGGUCCGUUUGGCUGCUUGAACAAUGCUCGUUACGGCAUUGCUUGGGGCGCUCUGGGUGCUGCAGAGUUCUGUUUCCAUGCGGCUCGUCAGUACACACUCGACAGAAUCCAGUUUGGCGUUCCACUGGCAAGAAAUCAGCUGAUGCAGAAGAAAAUGGCAGACAUGCUGACAGAGAUCACCAUUGGCUUACAGUCCUGUCUGCAGCUGGGGAGACUCAUCGAUGAGAAAAAAGCGGCCCCCGAAAUGAUAUCCAUGCUAAAGAGGAACAGCUGUGGUAAAGCUCUGGACAUCGCCAGGCAGGCCAGAGAUAUGCUGGGAGGAAACGGCAUCGCAGACGAAUACCACAUCAUCCGCCACGUCAUGAACCUGGAAGCUGUCAACACAUACGAAGGUACUCAUGAUAUCCACGCCUUGAUCCUGGGCAGAGCCAUCACUGGGUUGCAGUCCUUCACUGUGGGCAAAUAGAUCCGACCCCUCAUGUACGGCUGCUCCCGACCAACAGGAGUCAAAAAGUGUAACUCGCAUGUCAACUCGGCAGUUUUCAGAUGAUCUCGACGAACUGUCAUCUGAAUGAUGUUGGAAUGUUUGUUUUCUCCGAGUGCUUUAUUUCGAAAGAAACUUGUGGAGUGUAAUUAAUUAAUUCAGGUGUAGUUUUUUAAAAUUUAAAGAGGGCUAUUUUUCUACUCUCAAUCACAACACUGUAGCAGGUUUUCAGUACUCCCGGAUGUAUAGACAAAAUAAAAAUGUAUUAAAUGGUCAUUUUCUGAAGUGAAGCAACAGUUGGUUUAAGAGGUCAAGAUUCAGAUGUGCUGCUGCAGAUGUGUCACUGUAUACGAAGAUAAUACAGAUCUACAGUAAUACUGUAAACGUAAAACAACAAAGUAUUAAUGAACACUACUUGUUUGGAAUUGCCUGUGAAGCGUUGUUAUUUAAAAUUGGAUCCAGUUAUGCAAAUGUUGCUGUAAGAUUUGUGUACUUAUCUGACCCCACAUUUGUCAGGUGUCACAACAUCUAGCACUUCACUGCCUAUCUGCUCUAUCACGAUGAUGUCAUAAGUUUGCAUGGUUUACCAGAGGUCAAAGACUUUGAUAAAUAAAAGUUUAAAGUAUUCCGAAUGUCUUCAGGUGGAAUGAAGUGUAAGUUUAAUAAGGUUAGGAGCUGUUUUUACAUCCUCCAUAAAUAUGAGGCUUUAUUCUGUUUAUCAAUGGUUUAAAGGUGUAAUCAUGAACUUGUGGCACUGAAUGUCAGAAUGCUAGUUGUGGAUUAAAAUCACAGCGUAAAUCAAUGAA
Scomber scombrus (Atlantic mackerel) is the source of this 2308-nucleotide messenger RNA. It is a transcript of the gene gcdhb, whose product is annotated as glutaryl-CoA dehydrogenase b. Gene Ontology annotation, cellular component: mitochondrial inner membrane. Gene Ontology annotation, molecular function: flavin adenine dinucleotide binding; glutaryl-CoA dehydrogenase activity; fatty-acyl-CoA binding. Bases 162 to 1484 code for a protein of 440 amino acids. Lineage: Eukaryota; Metazoa; Chordata; Actinopteri; Scombriformes; Scombridae. The transcript is spliced from 12 exons. Gene Ontology annotation, biological process: fatty acid beta-oxidation using acyl-CoA dehydrogenase; fatty-acyl-CoA biosynthetic process. The record is from RefSeq and is a predicted model, not a curated record.